CCUCACUAGUGACCUCCCGCUUUCGCUCUUCACAGACUGCAUGGAAGCAGAAGUCCACGAGCCCUGACAUCAGAAGUCCUCCAGCCAUGCAGUUCCAGCACUCGCACGCGCCCCUCUACGCGCCGACGCCCGCGCCGCCCGCGCACCCGACGCCCUUCUACAUCGAGGACAUUCUGGGCAGGAACGCGUCCGCGUCCGGUCCGGUGGUGCCCACGCCGACCCUUCCGUCUCCAAACUCGUCCUUCACCAGCCUGAUCCCGUCUUACCGGACCCCGAUCUACGAGCCCACGCCGAUCCACCCGGUUCUGACCCAGCACGCGCUCGCGGCCACCUACGCGUCCAUCUACCCGUUCCAGAGAGACUUCACGCACGCGCUGCUCCGUCACGACCCGCUGGGUAAACCUCUGCUGUGGACGCCGUUCAUCCAGAGACCUCUGCACAAGAGGAAAGGAGGACAGGUUCGCUUCUCCAACGACCAGACCAUCGAGCUGGAGAAGAAGUUCGAGACCCAGAAGUAUCUGUCUCCUCCCGAGAGAAAGAGACUGGCCAAGAUGCUGCAGCUGAGCGAGAGACAGGUGAAGACCUGGUUCCAGAACCGUCGCGCGAAGUGGAGGCGACUGAAGCAGGAGAAUCCUCCGAGCGGUAAGAGAGAUGUGGAGGACUCUGGCGAGCAGAGAAACUCGGACAGAUCGAGUCCAGACGUGACACACGAGUCUGAAGAGUCUGAGGAUUCAGAUCAGGAGCUGGACAUCGAGGAGGAUCCACAGUUCUCCAUCAACCCUCAGCUCUGAGCGAACACCUCAGCACUGUACAUACUGUAUCAUACUGUACAUUCACUAGCACAAUUAACUUAAUGCAUGUGUAGAUUUCAAUCAAACCUGUAUCUGCUGUCUCGAGUGUAAAUAUUUAGUGUUAGUCAAUAAACAAUAUUUUGAGGAUAACA
Molecule: messenger RNA, 943 nt
Organism: Carassius gibelio (silver crucian carp)
Lineage: Eukaryota; Metazoa; Chordata; Actinopteri; Cypriniformes; Cyprinidae
Product: hematopoietically-expressed homeobox protein hhex-like
Exons: 4
Coding region: 87-791 (234 amino acids)
Biological process (GO): cell differentiation; regulation of transcription by RNA polymerase II
Molecular function (GO): RNA polymerase II cis-regulatory region sequence-specific DNA binding; DNA-binding transcription factor activity, RNA polymerase II-specific
Source: RefSeq, a predicted model, not a curated record